This is a messenger RNA of Piliocolobus tephrosceles (Ugandan red Colobus), 441 nucleotides long. RefSeq names its product ubiquitin like 5 (gene UBL5). The record is from RefSeq and is a predicted model, not a curated record. Bases 111 to 332 code for a protein of 73 amino acids. Lineage: Eukaryota; Metazoa; Chordata; Mammalia; Primates; Cercopithecidae. Gene Ontology annotation, molecular function: protein binding. Gene Ontology annotation, biological process: protein modification process. The transcript is spliced from 5 exons.
CAUUUUUACUUCCGCUUCCGGUUCCCAGCGUCAACAGCGGCCGGAGUUCUGCGCUGGGGCGAGGAGCUAGUGGCGUCGGCAGGUUCCAGGCGAUUCUAGCUCCAGCUAGGAUGAUCGAGGUUGUUUGCAACGACCGUCUGGGGAAGAAGGUCCGCGUUAAAUGCAACACGGAUGAUACCAUCGGGGACCUUAAGAAGUUGAUUGCAGCCCAAACUGGCACCCGUUGGAACAAGAUUGUCCUGAAGAAGUGGUACACGAUUUUUAAGGACCACGUGUCUCUGGGGGACUAUGAAAUCCACGAUGGGAUGAACCUGGAGCUUUAUUACCAAUAGAUGAGAAUCCUCAUCUUCCUGCUUCCCCGCUCUCCUCUCCCAUCCUCAUCCCCCACACUGGGAUAGAUGCUUGUUUGUAAAAACUCAAUAAAGACUUAGAUGUUGCUUU